Messenger RNA from Leptinotarsa decemlineata (Colorado potato beetle), 1248 nucleotides. Its product is annotated as probable DNA mismatch repair protein Msh6. The record is from RefSeq and is a predicted model, not a curated record. Lineage: Eukaryota; Metazoa; Arthropoda; Insecta; Coleoptera; Chrysomelidae.
GCAUACUGAAAGAUAUAACCCAAGUUGCUCCACAUGGAAGUUAUCCUGACUUGAUGCCAUUAUUAGAGUCGUUUUAUGCUACCUUUGACUUGGUGAAAACAGAAAAGUAUGGGAAAAUCAUCCCCAAAACAGGAGUUAAUGAAGAGUUUGAUGUACUCGAAACUAGGCUGAAAGAACUGUUGAAGGAUUCGACUGACUACAUAAACGAGAUGUCUGUAGUUCUUGGUUGCACAGUUGAGUAUUAUGAGACUGACAUUCACCCAAUACUGCUGAAAGUUCCCGAAGAACAUUGCCACAUCCUCACCGAUGAUUACGACCUAAUAUGUAUCAUACCAGGUGAUCAACCUGCAAGGUUAUAUUUGACUCCUUUUACUAAGACACUAUCAGAAGAUGUCCUACGAACUGAAGGAAAAAUGGAUGACAUGCUUCUGAAUUUAAACAGUAGCUGGUUCAGGGAAUUCAGUGAGAAAAAGCAACUGUUUGAAGCAGCCAUUCAAUCUCUAGCAACUUUGGACGUUCUUUGUUCGUUGGCUGAUUAUGCCAGAACUUGUACCAAUGAUUUAUGCAUUCCAGAUGUACGAGCUUUCGAAGGAAAGGCAAUUUUGGCGAUCACAAAUAGCUACCAGCCUUGUGGUGAGAACAUAGAAAAUUUUGUUCCAAAUGAUAUUAAACUGGGAGUUGAAGAUAAAGGUAGAUUAAAAAUUAUUAUCGGACCUGAAGUGAGUGGAAAAUCGACAUUACUGCGGCAAGUAGGCGUCACUAGUAUUUUGGCCCACAUUGGAAGUUUGGUUCCGGCAUCUUGCUGCGUCCUCACUGUGAUGGACAGAGUGUGCUGUAGAGUUGGAGUUUACAAUGAAUCAAUCAAAACACUAUACCCCUUCGUUGGUGAGAUGGGUGAUAUCUGUUCAGUACUCACUCGAAGUACCGAACGCUCCCUUUUACUUAUUGAUGAGAUUGGAAAAGGUUCUUUGCCAAAAGACUUCGUUGGAAUAGCGAAUGUCUUCAUUAUGAAAUUACUGCAUUCAAUGUGUCGAGUAAUAGUGUCUACUCAUUGCCAUGCUGUUGCCCUCGCACAUGUUGAAAAUAGAAACGUAGGAGUUGCUAACAUGGAUUGUGUGAUGGCAUUGGAUGAAAAUGGCAUAGAACAGGUAACAUCUUUCCUGUAUAAACUGCAGGAGUUAGAGAUGUAAUGUUCCAAGAUUAGGAAAAUUAGAAGACAAAAUCUUUCUCAUAAAAGAUGUUUAAGAC